AUGUGUUUCACCGUUUCCGGGAACAUGUUGCCAACCGUGCUGACAACCUUGGUGUCGCUGCUGCUGUUACAGCCACCGGUCGACGGUGAACUGUUUACCGCACUGGCGGAUAUGGAGGAGCUGCUCGAAACGGAAGCAGUGCUAAUUACCAACCUGGACAAAUACGUCCAAGCGCAGGAGGAAAAGCUGAUGCAGCUACGCCAAAAAAUGCACGAAUAUAGGCGUGAACACACGGAAGCCGCCCGGGACGUCAGUGCGUACCUGUCGAACCCGGUCAAUGCGUUCCUGCUGACCAAGCGUCUCACCACCGAUUGGCGGUACGUGGAAAACCUGAUGGCGUACGAGGUCGGGAAGGAGUUUCUCGAGAACGUGACGAGCUACCGGAGCGUGCUAAAGUUCCCGUCGGACGAAGAUCUGAACGGUGCGGCGGUAGCGCUGAUGCGGCUGCAAGAUACUUACAAUCUCGACACGGCCAGCCUCGCCCGGGGCAUGCUGAACGGGGUGCAGUACAGUACGGAGCUGACCGCGGGCGAUUGCUUUGAGCUCGGUCGGCAAAGCUAUCUGAACGGUGAUUACUACCACACGGUGCUGUGGAUGCGCGAAGCAAUGGAUCGGUUAACGAGCGAAGUUAAUCGUACCGCGACCAAGGAGGAUGUGCUGGAGUAUCUAGCGUUUUCCACAUUUAAACAAGGUAACAUCCAGACGGCGCUUUCCAUGACGGAAGAGCUGCUCGAGCUAGUGCCGGACCACGAGCGCGCCGUCAGCAACAAAGCAUACUACGAGAAGGAACUGCAAAAAGAGGCUCAGCAGAAGAUAUUACGCGGCGACGACGGUAGCGAAGAGGUCCCCAUCGAUACAACCGCGAAGAUCCAGAAAGAGGCAACGCCGCAUGUGUACGACAGCAACGAGCGUAAGCUGUACGAGCAGCUGUGUCGCGGCGAGCAGCAACCACCGAUCGAGCUUCGGUCGCAGCUGGUCUGCCGGUACACCACCAACCAGUCGCCGUUCCUGCGGAUCGGCCCACUAAAGCUCGAGGAAGCGUACCACCGUCCGUACAUCGUCAUCUACCACGAGGUCAUGUCGGAUCGGGAAAUUGAACGUAUCAAGCAGUACGCCCGGCCCCGGUUCCGGCGGGCGACCGUCCAGAACUACAAGACGGGCGAGCUGGAGUUCGCCAACUAUCGCAUCAGCAAGUCGGCCUGGUUGAAGGAUGCGGAGGAUGAGAUGAUACGGACGAUCAGCCGACGGGUCGAGGACAUGACGGGGUUGACGAUGGAAACUGCGGAAGAGUUGCAGGUCGUCAACUACGGCAUCGGUGGUCACUACGAGCCGCACUUUGACUUUGCCCGCCGCGAGGAACGGAACGCAUUCAAAAGCCUCGGUACGGGGAAUCGUAUCGCGACUGUGUUGUUUUACAUGAGUGACGUUACGCAGGGCGGUGCGACCGUGUUUCCUGCGCUGCAUCUUGCACUUUGGCCCCGGAAAGGGACGGCCGCCUUCUGGUUCAAUCUGCAUGCAUCCGGUCGGGGUGAUUAUGCGACACGGCAUGCCGCCUGCCCGGUACUUACCGGCACCAAGUGGGUAUCGAACAAAUGGAUCCAUGAGCGCGGCCAAGAGUUUAGGAGACCGUGCGGGUUACACUUAGACCACUCGGAGGAAGAAUUCUGA
Molecule: messenger RNA, 1668 nt
Organism: Anopheles marshallii
Lineage: Eukaryota; Metazoa; Arthropoda; Insecta; Diptera; Culicidae
Product: prolyl 4-hydroxylase subunit alpha-1-like
Exons: 6
Coding region: 1-1668 (555 amino acids)
Biological process (GO): peptidyl-proline hydroxylation to 4-hydroxy-L-proline
Cellular component (GO): endoplasmic reticulum
Molecular function (GO): procollagen-proline 4-dioxygenase activity; protein binding; iron ion binding
Source: RefSeq, a predicted model, not a curated record